Pristis pectinata (smalltooth sawfish) is the source of this 6601-nucleotide messenger RNA. Its product is annotated as protein TBATA-like. Lineage: Eukaryota; Metazoa; Chordata; Chondrichthyes; Rhinopristiformes; Pristidae. The transcript has 11 exons. Bases 242 to 1360 code for a protein of 372 amino acids. The record is from RefSeq and is a predicted model, not a curated record.
AAACCAACAAACUGAACUGAACUAACAUCAAUGUGCCUGAAGUAGCCCAAAGUUACGGGAAAAUGUUGAAACUGUAGUUGUAUCUGUUUGAAUAUACCUUAUGGCGUAACUUGUUGGAAAUCCAAGCUGAUAACAGCAAAGUGAAGAUAAAGUGAACAGCAGAACCAGCAGUGUAUCUCCUUAACCAAAGAGUCUUAAGGAUUGAGAAAUAAACAGAAGAACGAUAGAAAGAAUUUACAUAAUGGCAGCAGCAAUGAGUGAAGUACCAUCAUUGAAAUCUGAACAGGACUUUAGGAAGACAUCAGUGAAGGAAACAAUGGAAAAAUUAGGUCAACCAGUGCUUGAUCCAUUCAAAAACAAGCAAGAGCUGACAUUGACGAAGAAAUCAGGCUCAAUGCCUCUUAAUUCACUACUACGCUUCAGUCUUGGUACCGAAAGGCCACAGUCAAAUAGCAGUACACGCUUUGGAAUGCUGAGCCAUCACUCCUUUUUCUCAAGGCAUAAUCCUCACCCUCAUCGAGUAACACAUAUCAAUGGACUCAAUGGGAUGCCUGUUUGCACAGUAAAUGAUGAUUGGCAUGUCAACACUCCGCUUUCACCACAUCCAUUGAUAAAGAGCCAAUUUCCAACCACAGUCCUGGGAAGGCUUGGAUUGCCUAUCAGUAUUUUCCAAUGUAAUGCCUUCGGUGAUGGAAGCAUCCCAAAGCCUACCAUAGUACCGUUGUCUGAAGCUUGGCGGGAAGAACUGAGAGAAUUUACCUCUAAGGCCUGCUUCCUUACGCCUGAACAGUCUGAACAAAAGAAGACAGAAGAAAGGAGAAUGACUCAAUACUCUGCACAGACUGGUCGGAUAAUCCCAAACUGUACUCCUGCUCUGAGUCACCGAUCCUCCAGAACUGGAGUCCAGGAGAGAAAUAAACACAAUGGACCCUUCCAGGACCAAGAGUUACUGGUACUGGAAUUACUUUGCCAACUUCUACAAACAGACUCAUUCUCUGCCAUCCAGCAAUGGUUGCUUUGUGCAGGGCAAAGAGAGAAAGAUUUUGUACUGGGAAUGGUGCAGUCGGUCAUAGGAAGUAGCUACCCUGAUUACCAGCAAUAUGCUGAAAGUACAGAGGAUCGACUGAAACCCCAAAUGGAUCACAUUCCUUCAGCCUCGGUUUCAAGAAGGUCAACCUCUACUAGGAAAAGACACAAGAGGUAUUAUCUCAAAAAGAAGCCUGAAAAUAUUGAAGAAGACCAACCAGAUCGCAUUGGAAGUGCAGAAGUUCUUCUGAUUCAUAGAAGCAAGUCUCCAGUGACAAAAAGUAACGAAACACUGGAAGUCUCAGAACAAUGCAAGGAUCCCGAGUCUAAAUGAACCUAUCCAGGAUGAGUAAAGCAUUGAUUUGUCUUAAUGACUGAAGUCUGAAUAGAAACACAUUGAAAAUGUAAUAAGAUUUUGAUUAUAUUACUAACAUUUUCAAAGAGGCAGGUGAAAGUUUUCAGUUAAAUUUAGCAGAUUUCAUUCCAUUAAAGGCUUUCAGGCUAUUAAUGUUAAAGCACAAAUAACCAAUUGUCUCCAGUGUUUCAAUGACAGGUAUUGCAAAUCAAACUGCAGUUAUGCAAAAUAUACAUUUGGUUACCAGACAUUCGAGUUAAGAUUAAUGGUCAUAGACCCUAUUUGAUUUAUACAAGUGUCCAGGAAAUUGACCUCCAUCAGUGUCUGUGAAUUUAAGGCAACCAAUAUAUUCCCCAAAAUAAAAAUAGAUAAGUUGAAAUAUUGACUUUCAUUGAACAAAAUCCCACAAUUCAUUCCUUUUCUGAAUUAAUUGUUUGCGAUACAAGUAACAUAAGGAUUGAUUUGUGUUCAAUGACAAUUUGACUAGAAUUGCUAUUUGUCAGACAUUAAGAAAUUUAUAUUAUUGUUCACAAAUUGGAUAUCACUUUUCCCUUUCAUGAAAGUGCAAGUGUUUCAGUAAAGGACUUUAGGAUAUACUGAGGUUGAGAAGAAAAAAGCAAAUAUAAAUGCAUAUUUUUUCCUUCAUGAAGAUUGUCCUUUACCUACUGUAUUAAAAUGUAAUUUUUCUAUUCCCUAAUUAAUGCAUUUUGAUCAUGGUUAUAUUUGUAAUUCUGUAAUCAAUAUGUCAAUAUGUUCCUAGAUGUUAAUGAAUAUUUGUAAAACAUUGUAUGAUUGCAUUGUGUGUACUUCAAACAAAAUGUUUUGAAUUUAUGGCUUCUAAAAUGAUGAAAAAAUAGCAUUCUAGUAGUGCAAAGGGAUUGCACACAGCCUAUCACAACAGAGGUUGAAUUUGGCACUAGUAGAUGAAAUGAGCACAUUGAGAAAAAGUAAAUUUCCUUCCUCCUAUAGGGUGAAAGCACAUCAUUCAAAGCUAACCAAAAGUUAGCAAAAUUGGCAGUUUUCCUCAGAUGUCUAUUGUAGACAAUGAAAAUGAAACCACAUCGAUGGCAUAAGAAUUAUUCUUCUUAAGUUGAGACAAGGUGCAUUGCUAGGACAGAGAGAAUACCAUACCUUCUUCUUCAGCAGUCAUUUGGGAUAAAGGCUAAUUUGCUUCAACUCCAGUUUAGUGAGUUCUUAAGUGGUUAAAGAGGCCAUUGUUGGAACUCCGAACUCUUUCAUAGAUUGGGCAAGAGGUAGCUGAUGGGGCAGGCAGGUGGGUAAAUUGAGAGGUGUGGUGCUCCUUCCACCACUUGUGCAUGGCUUCUGUGCUCCCAAUGCAAGGCAUCAAAGCUGCCAAUGCCAUCCCAAUGUUCCUUUUCCAAUUUAAGCAUCAUGGGCCAAGGAUUCCCAGGAUUCAAUAGGAUGUUGUACUUCAAGGAAGUUUUGAGCAUAUCUUCAAUUUUUCCCUCUGUCGCUUUGUAACCUCUUCCCAUGAUAGAGCUCAGAUUGGAUUAUCUGUUUUGGGAGUCUGGUGUCAGCCAGGCAAGUGACGUGGCCACCCAACUUAGAUGACUGAGAUUAGAAGGGCCUCAGUGCUGGGGACAAUGGCCUUUGAGAGAUGUUGACAUUAUUCACUUACUCUUCCAAUGAAUUUGGAGGAUUUGCAAAGGCAGUAUUUUUUAGUAGUAUUUUUUCCAGUGCAAUGAGAUGCCUGCUGUAGAUAGUCCCGAACUCAGAGACAUAAAAGAGUGCAGAGAUCACUGCUGUCCAUUAGACCAUGAGAUGUAUGCCAGGUAUGAUAUCUUGAUCAUCAAAUACCAUUUUCCUCAAUUGACUAAGGUUGUCGGUGCAUUAAAGGUAUGGUGAGUUUCAUCAUUGGUGUCUGCCUUUAUGGAGGGACGGCUCUUGAGAUAAGGGAUGCGGUUUGCAUUCUCUAGUGUCUCAUUGUGAACCUUUAUUGUCAAUGGGCUGUGUGGUGCAGUGGCGGAAGGUUGAUAAAGGACCUUAGUCUUGAGCAUAAACUUAUCCUCUUGCAUGCUUUGGUCGAUGAUGUCUUGGAGUUUGGUGUCUGAGCAUGUGCAAGUGGAGUCAUUGUCUGCAUACUGCACCUCAACCACUGAGGUUUGGGCAACUUUGAUUCUGGAGUGUACUUAACUAAAAGUGGAUGAGAUGAUAGAACUUUAAAAAUUUCACCCAACCGAUCUUCAACUCUCUCACCUUUUGGUAUUUAACAGAAAUGGGACAUGUUGGUCAAUUAAAUAUUUUGAUUUAACUCUAGAGAGCCAUAUACUAAGUGCCUUAGGAGACCUGGCAUCUGAAGGACGAUGAGCAGUGAUUCAGGCUGAAUUUAAGUGAUGCACCCUGUUCCACCCUCCAAGCUUCUCAAUUCCAAACAAACUCUCUUCCAUUUAUAUCUCUUUCACCAAUCAGGAAUCAGUCUUGAAUCAGAGAUUGGAACUCUCCUUCAUCCUUCUCCAACCAGGGAUCAGUCCCAACUCCCAGUCCUCCUGGCGUCAGUGGCUAAAUCCCUUGGGUCUCAGACAUUUCCAGGUUUUGAGACAGGGUUUGGGACUAUACACUCAGUCUUUAACUCAUAUCUGCAUUGGCACUAACAGCUGCAGGACAUUUCCUCUGGCCAUGGCUACCUCUAUAAUUCUUCUUACCUAACUAAAAAACAAGCAUAUCAAGCCUAUGUAGACAGGAGCCCUGGAAAGUAAAACUUCCAAUACUGGAAAGUUAAAGCUCGCACUGUACGAGGAAAUCCAAGUUUCUAGGUUUGCUGAUGGAAACUCUGCCUCCCUUCUUUACCCCAACUCCAUCUAGGAAAAGGGGAAUUACUUUACAGCUAGGCCAUUCAGUGUGGAAUUAGAUAGCAGGACAAUCUUAGGGAGGCAAAUAGCCAAUUUCAUUUACUAUGUGCAUUACAUUUUCAGAUCUCAGAAUUAACUCUAGGAAGACUACCGUGAUGUAAGAGGAAAUAAUUAAUCGUUUACCAGUUUUGCCUCAUAGUUCAGCAGGAAUAACUAUGAAUUUGUAGAUACUUUAUCAGUUGCCCACGUGACACCUGAGCGAUGAUGGUUAUUAAACUAUCCUUAGCAUUAUUAAAAUGAAUCAGUUAUUACUCCAAAUAAUUUUGUGCGUGGGUGGGUUUUGUUUUAUACCUGAUGAACCAAAUGAGUGAAAUUAUUAAGCUUGCACAUCAUGUUCACUCUUUAUUUUAACCAAGCUAUAUGAGGUACGUUUUAAGCAGAAUGAACUUCCACAAACUUUUCAAACCUCUCUUAAUUUGAGUACUUUUUGAAAGCAACUUAUUAAUGUCACUAGAUUAACAGCACUAUAGGUAGCAAUUCCCAUUGCAUUAUGGAUGUUCUGCAUAUGUAGUUAUUCGUUUAUAAAUUUUUAACUUGCAAAUUUUACUUUUCUUUAAGGUAUUGUGAUGACUGUAUUAAGAAAUAGCAGGGGUAAUUUUAAUCCAACCAAUCCUUUGAAAAUUAGUGAGAUUGAGCGCAAUCCCAGUUUUACAUUUGGUUGACUUUACACUCCAUUAAAGUCAGUGGAGAGUAAUAUUGUGUGAGGUUUCUAAAUACUGUUUCUCCUAGGGUUGCCAACAGUCCUGUGUGUUAUAGGAUUUCCCAUAUCUGUAAGGAAAAUAGGCCGUCACUUGAAUCAGGAUGCCAACUUUCCCAUUAAACCAACGGAGAACAUGGAGGUGAGCUUAGGAAUUCUCAUGAAAGCCACAAUUUCUUGAAAGGAGGAAACGUUGAUAUCCCAACAUGGUUUACCCUGAAGCCCUGGUUAAGGGUAACCAGAAGGAGUGUUAUGGAGGCUGUGAUUGAAGAAUCAAGGUAACUGAGUUUUCCUUGAUUGUCUGCUGAGUCUUUUGGGCUGAGGUGCUCAGGGUUCAGCCAAAAUUAGGCCCAGGUGUUUGGAACCCAACCAAUGUUAAGCCAAGGUCCUUGGGGCUCAGCUGAUGGUGGGCCCUGAUGACAGCUGAUUAGGCCGGUCCACAGGGUCCAGUUGAUGUCAGGCCAGAGUCCUUAAGGUUGAGUCAAUGUCGGGUUUGGGUCCUCAAGGUCCAGCCUACGUCAGGCCUAUAUCCUUGGAGUCUACCCGAUGCUGAGCCUAGAUCUUUGGAGUUUAUCCAAUGCCAAGCAUGGAUCCUCAGACCAGCCCAGCUGCCUUUGAUCCUAGCUGCUCACUUGGAAGACAGCACUGAUGAGCAUAGGUCUUUCACUGUAUAACACAUGUACAGUAUGGAUGGGCACAGAAAUGUGACUGUAUAAUAUGGGACAUUACUGCUGUGUACAGGUCUAUUGGUGUUUCACAGGUGUACAGUACUGGUGGGUGCAGAUUUGUCAUUUAGCAACACCAACACGCAGUGCUGGUGGCUAUAGGAUUGUCACUGUAAUACUGGGGAACAUCACUAAUGGAUAGUGGUCCGUGACCCUACAACAUUGGGGUACGUGUGGGAGGGUAUCGGCCUCUUACUAGUUCUAACUGCAAUUUCAAAGUGCUCUUUUUAGAGAACUGGUACAGGCACAACUCACAUCCCUGCCCUGAUCUCCCUCCCAGAUUUCAACCUUGUGCUUAUGAACUGCAGGGGAUUCCAGAAAGGUCUGAUGUUGCAUGCACAGUACUGAAUCUUUGAGGCAGGUAAUAUGUUCAGUUACCUGACUGAAGAGAAAAAGGAAAUGUUUGCCUUCUGAGAGAAAGGUUGGAUGAGCUGACACUUCCUUUAAAAAAAACUUGGCUUUUAUAUAUUUUUACUGAAUCGCCUGAAAUAUUGUAUUUACAGCCUCCCUCCAAAUGUAAUAGCCUGCAGUGUGGGGACUGAAAUUAUUCCCAGAAAUGAUCAGUUUUCAGGAAUGGGUAACUGACAAAUUCUGUUUUAAUUUUUCUUUUUCUUUUUUCACUAAUUUAACAUCAUGUCACAUAAUGUCCAGUUAUAGGAGUCAGUGUUACCCAGCAGACUCUGUGCUGAUCCAAGACCUCUGUUAGACAGUGGAGCUUAUUGUGAUCUCAUUCACAAGCUCCACAUACAAUCUGUCCCUUAAUGUUGGCAACCCUAGUACCAACUCAUCCCCUGUGCUUCUCACCCAAUAAGUUAGGUUAAAAAUACCCCCAAAAAUUGUUUAACAUAUGUUGUGUAUUUGUAGUCUAUAUAUGUUAUGUACUUGUAGUGGUUUGUUGUAAUUAAGAAAUUGUUUUUAACUUGUUAAA